AGCACCACCGUUAUAAAAACAGCCCGGAAGACAUGGAACAGCUCAGUAAAGAGAAACAAGUGUACAUGUGUGAGAAACUGGCGUUGUGUUGGUUUAAAACGUAAAGAGAGAUGCAGUGUCUGUUCAGAUCACAGCAACAGAGGCAGAUGUACAUGGAAGCCCACUGACACAGGAAAGCCGUAGGUUUGCACUUUUCAACCUGCCGAAGAUCACUACAGUUCAAGAUGUCUCAACGAGGGCCUUUAACUGUGGUCAUCACAACAGUACUGGGGGCGACCUUAGGAGGGCUGCUCAUAUGGCGAGUGUACCGUACAAAAAGGAAGAGGCUGCCUUCCAUCCAGAAGGUGGCCGAUCCUGUGGAAGCUCCGUGUCCCGCGGGAAACGAAUUAACAUCCGUAGAGCAUCAAUACGCCCAGCCGCCGCAUCUUCUCGAGAAGGAAUUCAAGGCGGUGGAGUGUCAGACCGCACAGCCGCCCCCUGCUGUACAGAUACCGUCUUAUGAACAGCUGUUGGGGGUGAAACCAGUGAUAGUGAGCUCUGAAGAGGAAUGGCAGCAGCUGUGGCCACUGAUGCAAAAGGAGCUCUCAGUCGUCCCUGUGCUGGGGCUUGACUGUGAAUGGGUAAAGACCAACGGCGUGUCAGUGAAGGGCCGAGCCUCCGCGGUCUCUCUGGUGCAGAUGGCCUCGUAUUCGGGUCUGUGUGUCCUGGUGAGGCUGCUGGCGUUCCGCAGCGGGCAGCAGCAAUUCCCACUCAGUUUAGUGGAAGUCCUCCGUGACCCCCACAUUUUGAAAGUCGGCGUCGGCUGCUAUGAAGACGGCAAGCGUCUGACGCGUGACUACGGUCUGUCGCUGACGUGCACGGUUGACCUGCGAUAUCUGGCCUUACGACAGAGGCAAGCUACUGUAAAUAACGGCCUCAGCCUGAAGUCUCUGGCUGCAGAUCUGUUGAAUGUAUCUUUAGAUAAAUCUCUGGAGCUGCGUUGCAGUGACUGGGAGGCAGAUCAGUUGUCGCUGGAGCAGAUGACUUAUGCUGCCAGAGAUGCCCAAGUUUCCAUCGCUCUGUUCCUCCAUCUCCUCGGCCUCCGCUCUGAAGCCGGUCCCGCCUCUACCAGUGGGAGCUCUUACUCCGAGUUGGCUGCCCACUGCCAGGGGCUGGUGGAUGUGCCCUUCAGGGGCCGAGGAGAUGGAGACGACAGGGCCGCUGAUGGAGAAAGGAGACGAAGGACGCGGAAACCGCCCGUUUAUGAAAGCCCAGAGUCUGGAGAUCAGCAAGUCCCAGACCCUCGAAAGAAUAACAAGAGGAAACCGCUGGGUGUGGGCUAUUCUGCCAGGAAGUCUCCUCUCUACGAUAACUGCUUCCUCCACGCUCCAGAUGGCCAACCUCUGUGUACCUGCGACAAGAAGAAAGCCAAAUGGUACCUAGAUAAAGGAAUAGGAGUGCUCCAGAGUGAAGAUCCUUUUGUUGUGAGGCUGCUGUUUGAGCCGUCAGGACGUCCCGACUCUCAGCAGGACUAUUAUCUCACUGCAAAGGAGAACCUCUGUGUGGUCUGCGGCAAAGCAGAUUCCUAUAUUAGGAAAAACAUCGUGCCACAUGAGUACAGACGGCAUUUCCCCACAGAGAUGAAGGACCACAACUCCCACGACAUCCUGCUGCUCUGCACCAGCUGCCACGCCGCCUCCAACGUGCACGACAGCUUUCUGAAGCAGCAGCUGGCUGAAGAGUUCGCCGCCCCUCAGGGUUGCGAGGAGGGAGUGCGCCUGCUGGAGGACGCGGACCGACGGAAGGUACGCUCAGCGGCUCGGGCUCUGCUAACCGCCGGGGAAGGACUGCCGGAGCAGCGACGAGAGGAGCUGCAGGAUCUGAUCAAAAGUUUCCUCGACAUGAACGAGGAGCAGGAGCUGACGGACGAGGCGCUGCAGCAGGCUGCCAGUCUGGAGACGAGGAUAUUCAACGAGGCGUACGUGCCUCACGGCCUGAAGGUGGUGCACGCUUACGCUGAACAGGGCCUGCGGGGCCUGAUGAACCUGGAGCGGCGCUGGAGACAGCACUUCCUCACCACCAUGCACCCACGCCACCUUCCUCCUCUCUGGUCCGUCGACCACAACCACAGCAAGUUCCUCCGCAAGUAUGGAGAGGACCUGCCCAUCAAACUCAACUGACCGUCGGUCCCCACGCGAAGGACACAAGCAGCUACAGAACGGGACAGGAAGCUUGAUUUCUUCAGCGGCCACUCUCACUUUUUUACAAGCCAAAUUGCUUUUUUUUUUAGGACAGAAGAGAUUGUUGUUCUACCUGUCAGGAUGAAAGCACUGAUCUACCAAAACGAGUCCGAGUUGUCGCCAGCGUGUGGCUGCUGUCAAGUUUUCACUCUGAUGUUAACGAGGCCGUGAUGAGCGCGUACCGGAGCGCCGAGUGAGACGCUGCGAGGUUUCCACCUGGACCCCCGAAUGAAUUCAAGCAGAGAGAGAGAGACUCUCCCCGCGGAGAGGAAAGCCAGCACUGAAUCUGAUAAACACUAACUUCACUAACAACGCCAUGGUGGACGUCAUGUGAUUGCAUAUGGACACUUUUUCUAUUAAGGAAAAUGUAUAAUUAUUUAUGAAAAAAAAAGAUAUUGAAAAUGGAUUUACGAACUGAUUUUUAGAAAAAGCUGCAGCCUGCUCUUAAUUUCCCCCCCUAAAUUUAAUGAAAACUCCCAACACCCCCCCUGCAGGUUAGCAGCUUAUUACCUCUAUCAGUCUGGGAAUAAAUGAUUUGCUUUGCAGAGAGAGGGUCAUUUUAAUAUGACCUUAAAUUAUUUGGCGCUCCCCUCCUGCUUUUGUUUUCAGCCUAUUGUCUGUUUUAAGUCAAUAGAUAAAAGGAUGAGUUUCCCAGACGCAUCUUGAAAUGAGAUUUCAUCUUUGCCCUGUUCCUUUUUUUAGAAGAUGAGCUUCAUGUUGAGGUGCCUUUGGGCCUGAAUGUGUUCGUCCGUCUCAAGGUUUCAGUUUGUUUUUUGCAGCGGGAGACCGAUGCUGACCAAAGUUGGCUCAUUCAGUUGAUCAAAUAAACUCCUGAUGUUGAAACGUCCUGCUGCUGAUUCUCCCGACGGUUUUGGGAAAUCUUCAUGGCUCAUGUUUUAAUGUGCCUCUUAAUCCCCCCCAAAAACCUGAGCGGAGACUCGUCGCAGCGUCUGGACGUGACCUCGUUUCAAUUUACAGCGGUUUCAUCACAACGUCGUUUUUUACAGAAUCCAAACUGCACAGUGGAGGGAAACAAAAAACAAGGUGCCAACUCCUGAGAGUGAUUAUAAUAAUUACCUUUAACACUAAACCCCCCCCUCUCCCUUUGCAAAGCAGACUUGCAUCUUUUGAGUGUGAUAAAUUUAUUUACAGCAUAUGAGACUUUAAAUUAUGAAAACAGCUGCUUUGUCUUUGUUCAUAUUUGCUCAGAUGUAAGCCCCGAAGCUGUCUUUGUUUUCCUAAAUUGUGAAUGAUACAAAUAAUAAAAAAGUCAUGUUUGUAUUAA
Molecule: messenger RNA, 3504 nt
Organism: Thunnus maccoyii (southern bluefin tuna)
Lineage: Eukaryota; Metazoa; Chordata; Actinopteri; Scombriformes; Scombridae
Gene: exd2
Product: exonuclease 3'-5' domain containing 2
Exons: 10
Coding region: 225-2159 (644 amino acids)
Biological process (GO): nucleobase-containing compound metabolic process
Cellular component (GO): nucleus; cytoplasm
Molecular function (GO): nucleic acid binding; 3'-5' exonuclease activity
Source: RefSeq, a predicted model, not a curated record